UUGACAAUAUCAUUGUCUGACAAAGCUUAAAAACGACGCCGGUUUCGCGGCCUUUUGUUUUCAAUAAAAUAUAACUCUAAUAAUAAAAAAACCUUAGCAAAAUGGCAUACAAAGGCCCACCUAAGGUACAGAAGGUUAUGGUACAACCCAUUAACCUUAUCUUCAGAUAUUUACAAAACAGAAGCCGUGUACAAAUAUGGCUUUACGAGAAUGUGAAUUUGAGAAUCGAGGGUCACAUUGUUGGUUUCGAUGAAUACAUGAAUAUUGUUUUGGACGAAGCUGAAGAAGUUCACAUGAAAACCAAAAAUCGCAAGCAAAUUGGAAGAAUUAUGAUGAAAGGAGAUAACAUAACGCUUAUACAAAAUGUAAACCCGAACGCUACAGUGUGAAUAGGUUAUAAAAAGUGAACAGACAUUCCUCAACGAUUCUCUGUUUGUGAAUUAUAAGUGUUUUGUAAUUACAUUAAACAAGUGUCAUUAAAUUUAA
Danaus plexippus (monarch butterfly) is the source of this 486-nucleotide messenger RNA. It is a transcript of the gene SmE, whose product is annotated as probable small nuclear ribonucleoprotein E. The record is from RefSeq and is a predicted model, not a curated record. The transcript has a single exon. Gene Ontology annotation, molecular function: RNA binding. Gene Ontology annotation, cellular component: precatalytic spliceosome; U5 snRNP; U4 snRNP. The coding region runs from base 102 to 389 and encodes 95 amino acids. Gene Ontology annotation, biological process: mRNA splicing, via spliceosome; spliceosomal snRNP assembly. NCBI's taxonomy places the organism in Eukaryota, Metazoa, Arthropoda, Insecta, Lepidoptera, Nymphalidae.